Messenger RNA from Manduca sexta (tobacco hornworm), 2596 nucleotides. Its product is annotated as leucine-rich repeat-containing protein 74A. The transcript is spliced from 10 exons. NCBI's taxonomy places the organism in Eukaryota, Metazoa, Arthropoda, Insecta, Lepidoptera, Sphingidae. The record is from RefSeq and is a predicted model, not a curated record. Gene Ontology annotation, molecular function: protein binding. Bases 481 to 2100 code for a protein of 539 amino acids.
CGGAGAUGCGACUAAUAAAAUGAUAAUUUAUGUACAUUUCAUCCAAAUGUUUGGUUUCAUUAACGUUAUUAUAUACCUACGUUAUUUUUCAGUAGUGGUAGGUACUCGCUAUGGCAUUGGGACAUAACAUUAAAACAUGGGCAAUAAGAAAUAACUAAUAAAUGAUUACGUUCUAAGCAUUUCAAGAAGAACCGGUGAAAAUUUUAAAUUGAAAGAUACUGGAUCAUGAUGAAUCUAAAUUGCAAAAACUUUUUUUAAGAAACAGUUGCGUUUUUAACUCAUUUAAUCAAGCCAAUGACACACACUGAAUAUAAAAUAAAAAUAUAAGUUCUAUUAAAAAAUAUAAUAUGUCAUUCUGUCAUACUCAACAACUCAAAACCAAACCAAAAUUAGCAAAAGACACAUUAAGCAACAAGUAUAAUAUAUUAAACAAAAUACAACCUAAAUCAAUCAAAUACAACACACCAUAUUUAUUUAGCCAUGUCUUCAAAAGUAAAAGUCCUGUACCAGCACACGACUUCUUCAUCAUCGGAAGAGCCGCCCAUGGACGAAUGGUCAUCCCUGAUCAUAGCGCGAGCUACUGACAACCCUAAAAGAGCGCUUUACGAAGAGGGUCUGUACGACCCUGGCAGCGGAGAGAUAUGCACCAAGUACGUAAGCCUCUCAGCCAGCUCGGUUCUGCGACAUGCUUAUUAUAAUUACCCGGGUAUUACAGAUCCGGGAAUUGUUAAUGCCUUAUUGAAACCAGAACCGCUAAAAAUUUACGACUACGAUGGUCAAGAGCUGUAUUUGGAUUUAUGCGAUCAGAUGAACGUGUGUCCGGUGAGGGAUUUCUACAGGGGAUUGGUCAAGGAGGCCAUUGAUUUGAAGUAUUACGCGGUAAAUCCGAGAGGCGUGAGGGCAAUGGCGAUGGCUCUGAGCAAUAACAAGUACGUGAAGAGAUUGGACCUCACCGGCAGCUUCUUGAACUUGGACGCGUGCUAUCACCUAGGCCAGUUGCUGGGCGAGAGUUUCGCCUUGCAGGAGCUGGUUUUGUGCAGUUGCAAAUUACAACCAGCAGGCCUAAGGAGCCUCGUUGUCAUGCUGUCCAAGCGCUCAAUGGAACUCCUCGACUUAUCCAGGAAUGAUAUUACAGACAAGGGCCUUAUGUUUCUCACCAGACAGAUAAGAAGAGGAGCUGUUAUUAAACGGCUAAGCCUAAGUUACAAUGAUUUGGGCGCCGAUGGAGCCGUGGCCCUCGCUGAAGCGUACGCGAUCAACAACAAGGCGACGCAUUUUGAUAUCUCAUGGAAUAAAAUAUUUCCACCGAGAGGUGCAAAUCUGUUGAUAAGGACCCUGGGUGACAAUAAGGCCCUAAGGGAGGUGAACUUAUCUUGGAACGGGCUCACCGUUGGAAUUCCUCUGAGGAAACUGCUCACUGUGACUACGCUGAAAAUAUUGGACUUGAGUAACAAUAAAUUGUCAACCGAUGCAGCUAAUGCCAUCGCCCUAAGACUACCGAACGCCACUGGCCUGAAAACAUUGGACUUAUCCAACAAUCCUUUCCGACCGGCUGAUGCUUUGAUCGUACUCCUCACUUUGAAGCAGAGUGAAGUUAAACUUCGGAAGCUAUUGAUGGACAAUAUUGUAGUCAAUAGGGCUUUUAUUGCAGAAAAGGAAGAAAUAUUAAACCUACCUUUUCGUGCUAAAACUCGCAUAACCCACGGCCCCGUGACCAAAAACUACACCCUCAGUGUGCCCGACAUGAGGCUCAUUGUGAUGAAGAGGAUUGACUUUUUGACUUCGAGAGCUACUAAGAAGUGCAAACUCGAUAUUGCACUGUAUUUCUUGAGGGCGCGGAAAACUAACGAUGGACCAGACAUGAUGACCCGAGAAUUGUAUAAAAGUUUGAUGUAUGCGGGCGCUCCAAUGGAAAUGGGCCUAAUUGAGGAGAUGGCCAAUGUAUUCCCAGGAAAGCCUGGCGAUAAAGGUGCUAAGACUAUUAACCUCCCCAGUGUGGUGGAGUACGUGCGCAGAAUGUGGCCUGAUAAACAAUUGCCGCAGGAGCCGCCGCCGCCGCCGCCCACCAAGGGUGGUAAGAAGGGCAAGAAAAAGAGAUAACUUGAAUAACACUCGUUUUGACUUAUUUAUUGGGGUGUGGUAAGCAACAUAGAUCCUUAUUGUCAUUGUUUUUAUAUUUUUAAAGAUUUUUGUCUAUGUUCAUCAUAAUAAAAUACUGGCCGAUAUUACGAAUAGACCUAAUUUCAGCCAAAGCUCAUAAGAGAAAUCCAUUUAUAUCUCCCAGCGUAAUUUAAGAAGAUAAUGCCGCCGUGUUCUCAUUGAAGCCCAAUUUAGUUGCCUUCACUGAGAUAUUCAGAAUAAUCCCCUUGUUAUCUUAAGUCGUCUGGUUCAUGCAAUUUACUAGAAAUAUUUAAUUCACUUUGUGAAAACUUUGCGCGUAAACUUUUGUUGCCGCUCUAGCUUUAACUAAUUUUAUAAGACGUUACGUUUUUAAGAUUGAUUAUUGUGUUUUAUAUUGUGAACGUAGUUCCAGAUAAUUUUAGAGUAAUUUAAGUCGAAGUUUAUAUUUUGUAGUAAAUAAAGUUGGUAUAGUAAA